Molecule: messenger RNA, 329 nt
Organism: Staurois parvus
Lineage: Eukaryota; Metazoa; Chordata; Amphibia; Anura; Ranidae
Source: the annotation of a GenBank genome assembly
CAGUGGAGGGAUUGGCAGAGAGGGGUGGAGGACACUGAAUGGAAACCAGUUGAGGGAUUUGCAGAGACGGGUGGAGGACACUGAAUGAGGCCAGUGGAAGGGAUUGGCAGAGGGAGUGGAGGACACUGAAUGGAAACCAGUGGAGGGAUUUGCAGAGAGGGGUGGAGGACACUGAAUGGAAGCCAGUGGAGGGAUUGGCAGAGAGGGGUGGAGGACACUGAAUGGAGGCCAGUGGAGGGAUUGGCAGAGAGGGGUGGAGGACACUGAAUGGAGGCCAGUGGAGGGAUUGGCAGAGAGAGGGUAGAGGACACUGAGUGGAGGUCAGUGGA